This is a messenger RNA of Cuscuta europaea, 1806 nucleotides long. Lineage: Eukaryota; Viridiplantae; Streptophyta; Magnoliopsida; Solanales; Convolvulaceae. The record is from the annotation of a GenBank genome assembly.
GUUGCGAGGCGACUUUGUGAUUUCAAUUUCCUCGGGGCUCCGGUUACCCCCACCCCAUCUCGCUCUCGGCUCACCGUACACCUGCUUUCUCUCUCAGAAAUUAGGGUUUUGCUUCGUCGGCAAUGGCUCCCAUUUCAGACUCAUCUGAAACCCGAAUACAUCAAGAAUAGCAGGGAAUAGGUCUAUACUGGAUGAUAAGUGCGCGGCCGGCUGUUCUGGUUUUGUAUUUUUUUGACUUUUUAAUUGUGCGAAGGAAAUGGAGUUGAAUUCAGGUAGUAGCGGGAUGGCCGCUGCAGAAAAUGGUGCUCCCUCGCCUCAUCCACCCUAUCCGGCGCCUAUGCCUAUCACGAACGCUCCUCCGCCGUUCCUGGUGAAGACUUACGACAUGGUAGAGGAUCUGAGCACAGAUAAAAUCGUGUCCUGGAGCCCUACUAACAACAGCUUUGUUGUAUGGGACCCCCCGGAGUUCGCCAAGGACUUACUCCCUAAGUACUUCAAGCACAAUAACUUUUCCAGCUUCGUUCGCCAGCUGAAUACUUAUGGAUUUAGGAAGGUUGACCCAGACCGCUGGGAAUUUGCUAAUGAGGGGUUUUUAAGGGGUCAAAAGCACCUGCUUAAAAACAUCACUCGGCGAAAGCCUGUUCAUGGACAGAAUCACCCGCAGCAACAACCACAGGGACAGAAGAGUUCAUCCAUUGCGGCAUGUGUUGAGGUUGGGAAAUUCGGUCUGGAAGAGGAAGUUGAGAGGCUGAAGAGAGACAAGAAUGUGCUUAUGCAAGAACUUGUCAGGUUGAGGCAGCAGCAACAGUCCACCGACAGUCAGUUGCAAACAAUGGCCCAGCGACUUCAAGGCAUGGAGCAGCGGCAACAACAGAUGAUGUCGUUCCUCGUGAAAGCCGUCAACAGUCCUGGGUUUCUGGCACACUUUGUCCAGCAGCAGCAAAAUGACAUCAGCAAUAGGCGCAUAGCGGAAGGGAACAAGAAACGGAGGCUUAAAUCGGACGAUCAGUCUGUUAGCCCUGCCGAUGGUCAGAUUGUAAGGUAUCAACCCAUGAUAAUGAAAAUGGAUUCUCCUCCUCCCCCUCCCCUUGGGCUAGACAGCUUUGUGAUUGGUGAUGUAUCAUCUCAGUCUACUGAUACAUUUAUUGACCAUGACAAGUCACCCAGCUGUGAUUCACCAACGACUAUGUCUGAGAUUCAAUCUUCCCCACUUCUUGUCAAGCCUGCCGCUGACACGACAAAUGAGCAAUUUGUAGAUAUGAUGAUUCCGGAGCUUUCUCAGUUACAAGAGAUUGUUGGAUCUGAAAGCAAUUUGGAUAUGGGUCCCACACCACUGGAUGGGAAAAUGGACUUACAGAUCGACAGUUUUUCUCCCGAUCCGCAAACAGAGUGGCAGAAUGCUCUAAUGGAUGACGAUGUACCUCUUGACACAUCCUUCUGGGAGAAGCUUCUUCAGAGUCCACCUUGUGUUGAACCUGAACAGGUGGAGGAAUCGGUCGCAUUUGAAGAUCCCAAGGACGGUGACACCAAAACAGGUGAAAAUGGAUGGGACAACAUGGAACAGCUUACCAAACAAAUGGGGCAGCUAACUUCCGAAGGAGAGAAAGGUCAGCCCUCUCUAAACGAUUGUACAUGAUUGAGGCCUUUAUAAAUUAUAACCAAGUAAUGGUCAUGACCAAUUUUUCUUCUUGUUAAUCUAGCAUAUUAUCAUGAAUUUCUUAAAUGCUAAUGCCUUGAUAUGAUGAUGAUGAUUUUUAUUGUUAUUAUAUUACCAUUAUUAUAUUACCAUUAUUAUCAUUGUUAUUA